AUGUCUUACACCAUCUGCGGUGUGCUUACUGCUGGCAUUGCGGAACACAAGUAUAAGCCCAUCAACGACGAGCCUAUGUCUGAAGAUGAAAGUGAACCCUCCACAAAAGAAAUAGCUCCGGCUCCAUCCCCUUCCAAACCCACCCAACCGACUGAAACUUUAUUCUCUGGCUCACUCAACAUGGAUUGGCCUACUUCAAUUGCUCGACACCCAGGCUUCAACAACCACGGGAAUACAUGCUUCCUAAACAGCGUACUUCAGUGUCUGCUCCAUACUCCGCCCCUUGAAUAUCGUUAUUAG
Rhizoctonia solani is the source of this 300-nucleotide messenger RNA. RefSeq names its product ubiquitin carboxyl-terminal hydrolase. NCBI's taxonomy places the organism in Eukaryota, Fungi, Basidiomycota, Agaricomycetes, Cantharellales, Ceratobasidiaceae. The coding region runs from base 1 to 300 and encodes 99 amino acids. Gene Ontology annotation, molecular function: cysteine-type deubiquitinase activity. The transcript is spliced from 2 exons. Gene Ontology annotation, biological process: protein deubiquitination. The record is from RefSeq and is a predicted model, not a curated record.